AAUUUUAGCUGUCAAUGUCAUCUUUAGUUAAAAACUUUUCCCGCUCUUUUUGUAUGGCAUUGGCAUAACAUUACCUUUAUUUCCUUUUACAAUAACCUUUUCAAAUUGUGUUUUAAGAUUAAUUUUUAAUAUAAUAAUAAUUUGGAUUUUUAGAAUUAGUGCCUAAUCGUGUAACAACCACUAAGUAUGGAUCUAACAAAGGAUCUUUUGGAACACGAUGAAUAUCAGUAUUUAAAACUGGUAAAACAAAUAAUCGACACAGGUGACAAAAGAGUCGACAGAACUGGCGUUGGUACUUUAUCUAUUUUCGGGGCUAUGCAAAGGUAUUCCCUUAAAAAUAAUACCUUGCCUUUACUUACUACUAAACGAGUAUUUACCAGAGGUGUCAUUGAAGAGUUACUCUGGAUGAUAUCAGGUUCUACUGAUGCUAAAGUACUUGCUUCCAAAGGUGUACACAUCUGGGAUCCUAAUGGAUCUCGACAGUUUCUAGACAACUUGGGAUUUACAGAAAGAGAAGAAGGGGAUCUGGGCCCAAUUUAUGGUUUUCAAUGGAGACACAGCGGAGCUAACUAUGUUGAUUGUAAAACUGACUACACAGGUCAAGGAGUUGAUCAAUUGAAAAAUGUCAUUGACACAAUUAAGAAUCGCCCUGCAGAUAGAAGAAUGUUAAUAUGUGCAUGGAAUCCAUCCGAUCUGAGUAAAAUGGCUUUACCUCCAUGUCAUUGUCUUGCUCAAUUCCAUGUAUCAAAUGGAAAACUCUCUUGCCUGCUGUACCAAAGGAGCGCAGAUAUGGGUCUGGGAGUCCCUUUUAACAUUGCCAGCUACUCUUUCCUCACACAUAUGAUUGCACAUAUCACUGGAUUAGAGGCUGGUGAAUUUAUUCACACAACAGGAGACACCCAUGUAUACUUGAAUCAUAUAGAACCAUUGAAAGUACAGCUACAAAGAAUACCUACAGCUUUUCCUACAUUGGAAUUUGCUCGCAAAAUUACUUCAAUCGAUGAUUUUAAAUAUGAAGACUUCAUAAUCAAAGGAUAUAAACCACAGCCUAAAAUAGAUAUGGAAAUGGCUGUUUAGAACUUACAAAAAAUAUAAUGCAAUGUUGCCAGAUGUAUUACAAAUUAUCUGUUUAUUCUACUAAUUUACAAUAAUAACCGUCUUCCUGCCUAAUUACGUAUUUUCCUGUAAGUGUGAUGUUAUUUGUGAAAGGAAAUAAUAAAUGGGAAAAUGUAACAAUUUCAUGUUUACUGGUUGAUGCUUGGUAUAUUUUUUUGAUUGCUAGACUAUCUACCUACAUUAAACCAAACAAAAUUGGCAAGUUGAAAAUAUUCUUUAUCAAUACAACAACAUUUAAUUAUUAGGUGUUGAUCCAUGAAAUAAUUUUAUUACAAUACAAUAGCUGUAGGUCUGAUAAUUGUUAAUUAAGAUUAAAAUCAAAACCUGAUUUGUGUUUUUAUUUUACAAAUCAUUUUGACAUCAAACAAUAAAAAAAGUUCAAUUACAACUUGUAAACUAUAUAUUUUUUUACAAUAGCCUUCUUUUAAAAUGAUAGUGAUAAAACAUACUUAAUCAAAUAGUCUUUUUAAUCAUUAAAAUUAAACAAAAUUUUAUUAGCUUUUACACGUCUACAUCUAGCACUUGUGUUUCUUUUACUAUAUUUUGUGUACCUAUUUACCAAUAAUAAACAAAUAUAUAAGUACCUAGUAAUGGCGAUAACAAUAUGUAGACUGUCAGAAGGACUCUGUGGUAUUCAGUCAGCAUAGCUUUAGACAACUAUAGUAAUAUAGAUUUUGCCCCUUACAAAUAUUUUUUACCAUUACUAUAAUAAAAAAUCCAAAGACAAUGGAAUAUUUUUUAAUAUACCUAUAUUGUCACAAGUAUGGGUUCAUUAAUGAGUUAUUUAUGUAUUCAAAAACAGAACCUGAGUUAUAUUAUUUAAUCAUUAUACUUGCUUAUUUAUACUUUAAAAUUAAUUCCCCAUAUUACAUUCAUGGCAAUGCAAUCUAAAAGUAAUUAUAAUUAACCCUAAUAAAAUUAUUACAUUUUGUAAAAUUCAACAAUAUCUAACAAAUUCUUAAUUUGUUGUCUUACAGCUAAUCAACAUCAUGUGUAUAAUAAUGUAUGAUUUGUACAUUAUUUUCCUUCCAUUAGAAGUCUUUAAUUUGUAUAGCAAAAUUUUUACAUGCAAUGAAUUGCUGAUAGCAACUGAAAUUACCCAAAUUUGUUUUUGAAAAAGCAAGUUGUAUAUUUUUUGAGAAAAUUACAUACUAUACAUAUAACACAAAACAUAUCUUAAAUUUAAAUGUAGAAUGUAACUAGUUCUAAGCUUCAAAUUUUAACUAAAUUCAAUUGAUUGCAGCAGCCAUGUUUUGUUAUAAAACAUAAUGUACAUUACAAUAGUAAACUUACAAAACUGAUAAAAAGAAAAUGUGAUUAUUCUUUGGCUAAUUCUUAAUAAUCUUAGAAGGAAAGCAAUGACAUACAACUGCCCAUUAACUGCUUAAUAAAUAUAAGUAACAUAAUCCAUGUUAGAUUAAUGAAAAUUUUACAAAACAUCUUGUGACUGCUAUUCAUCAACACAUCUGAUCAUCUUGGGGCGGCAU
This is a messenger RNA of Spodoptera exigua (beet armyworm), 2603 nucleotides long. The record is from the annotation of a GenBank genome assembly. Lineage: Eukaryota; Metazoa; Arthropoda; Insecta; Lepidoptera; Noctuidae.